Molecule: messenger RNA, 1059 nt
Organism: Aspergillus tubingensis
Lineage: Eukaryota; Fungi; Ascomycota; Eurotiomycetes; Eurotiales; Aspergillaceae
Product: putative C2H2 finger domain protein (Ezf)
Exons: 3
Coding region: 1-1059 (352 amino acids)
Biological process (GO): regulation of transcription by RNA polymerase II
Cellular component (GO): nucleus
Molecular function (GO): DNA-binding transcription factor activity, RNA polymerase II-specific; RNA polymerase II cis-regulatory region sequence-specific DNA binding
Source: RefSeq, a predicted model, not a curated record
AUGGAUUGUACACCUACCUCGUUCCCAUCCUCUCCCUUGGCUCACUCGGCGCGGGAUGACCAAAGGUUACUCAAAGCUUCUCCGGCCUACCCAUCCCCAACGGCUAUUCCCCUCGAUAGAUACGACUUUCAGUCGUUGUCCGGGUUAGGAAUUUCCAAUUGUGGAACAGGAUCCCCUUCAAGCCAGAUCAGACUCUACCCGUGUCCAGAGCAAUAUGCACUCUCAACGAGCAACUGGUCCGACCCAAUAACGCAUUCCCCGAAUAUCCUCGAAACCCCUCCAGACGCCGGUCAUUUUCCGCCCAGGACUCAUUACGAAGCAUUCGGUAGCCAUGCAGACAUCUCAGUAUCACCCAGUUACAGCCCGGUCAUGGAUUUUGGCGCGAUGCAUGAUGAAAUACCUCGCUUCUGGCCUAACACUCCUACCUCGGAAACCAUGGCCGCGUCAGAAGGCUGGUCCAACGUGCAAGAUCCGACAGAGGACGUCUGGGAAUCGUCUUUCCUGGACGAAUCAUCCAAUACGAUGGUCUCCAGGAUGCCAGAGAUCCCUCGACUUCAGAUCAACACCGCAUAUCUGCAUCCUCAACGACCGAAUAACACCCUAACUGAGAUGGACCCGAACAAAAGUGUUGCGCCGGAUCUGGUCCCUGAUGAGGCAAUUUCAAAGUGGAUCGAGAAUGUUAGCGAAUCGCCCAAGGGAGAACAAUCCAGGAUACCGUCGGCGAGCGGCUUAGAGUGUCCUACGUGUGGUGUCCGCUUCACACGACGCUCUAACUGUAAAGAGCAUAUGAAAAGCCACGACCCUAGCUACGUAAGGCCACAUCCGUGUGAGACUUGCGGGCGGGAAUUUAGGCGGAGGACUGACCUGAAGAGACACGUAGAUAGCAUCCAUCGGGGAAUACGCAAAUUUGGCUGUGAGAAGUGUGGUCGGCGCUACAGUCGACAGGACACAUUGUCAAGACAUCAGUCCGACGGCUGCGAUGGAAGAAUCCGGAAGACACGAGCCUCCCGAAACGACACAGACGCGCCAUACCCCACUCAUGACUACUACGCACACUAA